CAAGUUAUUUCCAUCGAGAAUUGAUUUCCUUGUCUAGUUCUUCUUUCUUUGCAUUUCUUCUUAGCUGUUCGAGUCAUUCUUAUCCGUAUAACUUUUCGCAUUCUUCUUCCUAAGCUUCCGUGUUGGGCUGCGCAUUGUGGCCUAGAAAACAGAGCCCCUUCCAUAUUUUGCGAUCCUUUACCUCUUUUCAUUCCCUUUCAUUCUUUUUGUUGUGACUUGAACUUUUUUUAUCGUUUUACGUGAACUCUGCACUUUUUUUUCCGACCAAAACCAACCCUCUGCCACGUCUAGAGCGUGAGAAAAUCGAUAUGUGGUCUAAAAGACCGUUCCACAAGUCCAAACGGCCCUCGAUCAGCGGCCCCAUAUUGAGCGGCAACCCACCCACCACAUCAGACCCUGUGCAUGAUAUGGUCGCAAAAAAGUUGCCCGCUCUGCCUGACGAUUUGCAUUCGUCGUUACAACCGAAUCCCGUCCCGCAUGAUGAUAUCAAUAAGAGACACUCGGAUGUCUCGCCUGCUGUUUCGCCGAUUGUUGAAGCUCAUCGGCGGGCAAGCCAAAGUAGUUUCUGUGUCUCACCCAUCGGCGAAGGGGACCCAUUUCCUGAUUAUGCGCAACAGGAGACUGGGAUCUCGUCAUCGCCAACUCCUAUUCCCAAGGUAGACUAUGUUGACACACCCUCUCAUUCCCGGGUUCAACCUGUCCAACCUGUCCAGCCUCCCCAGUAUGAUCAGGACCCCAGGCGAUUUAUCUCUGGCAAAUCGACGCGCUGGGAUAACUUUUCGGGCGAACCGACCUCGAGCGAUUUUGGUAGAGCUAGCCAGGUUGAUCCCCGUAACACCUCGUUCCACAAACCCCCCGGGGCUCAUUCGUCCAACCUACUAAACUGGGGCCAGGGAUUCAAUCCCAAGAAGACCCUCAACGCAGCUCGAAACCGGAUCAGCAGUUUCUCGAAGACCGAAGAUUUUUCGCAAAAGGAACCCAGAAGUAGAUCAUCGUCACGUGUGUUUCCAGUGGAAGAGCAUUCCAGCAAGCGCAGCGGAAACGGCGUGCUAAAGACGAGUCCCCAGCUCGAUAACUUUAGCUUCGCUCCUACAACUGUAACCACUAUCACCGCCGGUGGUCCAGUGUCAUUUCCCCGGAGACCGGCAACAGAGCACGCUCCAAGCCGCCUGCCAGAGGAGGAUAAGCCACUACUCAAGUUCGACAACGAUUUCAACGACAUGAUGCUCACGAGAAAUGAGCCCAGGAGCCGUUUCAGCGCAACUACAUACACAGCCACCGAACCCGGCAGUCAAGAUGCAAGCCCGCGGGAGAGUAUGCAACUCGAAACCCGAUCUACAGACGACGUAUCCACAUCUUCUAUCAUGGCUCGACGCCGCCCAGUCCCAAUCGGCGUGCCAACUUCGAAGAAGCAGCCUGUCUCGACCAAGCCCGUCCGAAAGCCCACUCCAUCUCAGGCCGCACAGCAAGGCGCGCAGAUGCCCGUGCAGUCGCCUUCGCCUCCACCCGAGAUACCACUAGAUGCGAAGGGCCGCAUUGAAGCAAUGGAGGCCAAGAGGGACGAUCUUACUCAGCGCAGAUUCAGUUUGGAGGCGUUGAUCCUUGAAUUGAAAAAGGUCAUUCAGCCUACUUCGGCUGUGUAUGACCUGGCUGCUAAAGCUGAGGCCCAGAAGAGCAUCAAGGGCAUCGAAGACGAGAUUGCGGAUAUCAAGAAAGAAGAGCAUGAUCUUGGUAUGAAGAUUUCUCGAGCGUGGCGUCGUCUGGACGAGAAGGAGAAUUCUGGCGAUGGCAAUAAUCUCUGGGUCAAGCGAGUUACUAGUUAGUGGAGGUUGGACUGGAUUGCUGUUGGAUUGUGAUUUGGUCUAUGCGCGGCUGAUCUUGAUCUCAUUUCUGAUGCUACUGUGGAUUUGUUAGCGUCCUGUUUGAUUCUACCUUUUUUUUUCGAGGCAUUUUGCUUGUUCUUUUUCCGAUAUUGGGGCAUGGUGGUUGUGUUUUGAGCGUUUGAUUCCCCUGCAUGGCAGGAUGAUACCCACUUUAUUCGGAAUUUGCCCAAGCUGUGGCGGUUUGUGUUGAUAUGUUUUGGCCUGAUUAAUCCCAUUGCUUUUUAAGGAAGUCAA
Messenger RNA from Penicillium samsonianum, 2117 nucleotides. RefSeq lists its product as uncharacterized. Lineage: Eukaryota; Fungi; Ascomycota; Eurotiomycetes; Eurotiales; Aspergillaceae. The transcript is spliced from 2 exons. Bases 309 to 1823 code for a protein of 504 amino acids. The record is from RefSeq and is a predicted model, not a curated record.